Messenger RNA from Amphibalanus amphitrite, 2778 nucleotides. RefSeq names its product protein unc-119 homolog B-like. Gene Ontology annotation, biological process: nervous system development; cilium assembly; lipoprotein transport. Gene Ontology annotation, molecular function: lipid binding. NCBI's taxonomy places the organism in Eukaryota, Metazoa, Arthropoda, Thecostraca, Balanomorpha, Balanidae. The record is from RefSeq and is a predicted model, not a curated record. Bases 772 to 1443 code for a protein of 223 amino acids. The transcript has 7 exons. Gene Ontology annotation, cellular component: cilium.
GUGGGUGUUGUGGACAUUGGGGGAUUGCGGAUGAUUUUUUUCAUAAAUCUAUCGAAAGGGUAGCUUCUGAGUGACCUCAAUAUUAUAGCAGCUGUUAGGCGCGAUGUCAAUGUCGAUGUUGAUGUUGGCGACUAUGGCGAGUUUGAGUUCAUUGGAGUCUAGCUCAAGCUGUGAGGAGUUCAGAACGGAAAAGGCAUUGUGAAUUGUGAUUAACAUUUACUUUAAUUUCGAAAGUGGCAUUUUCAAGAAAAUGGCAUGGGGCAUUGUUAUGCAUUGGUAUUGAAUCUACUGUUCACUCGGACACAGAAUAGCUAGAACGGUGUAGGUAUAUAGCCUUGGUUCAGGUUGGAAGUUUGGAACAGUGAGAUGCUUAAAAAAUCAAAAUACUUAAAAAAAUGGUUGAAUCAUGUAGUGUUUGAAGGCUCAUUGAACUUACCUUUGGUCUAGGUCAGAGUGUUAUAUGUUCAAUGUGACAAUCAAAUAAGGAUGGUUCUAGUAUGAAUAAUGUUAGAAAGUAGGUAACUUGGCGUUCAUUAAUAGUGCGAGAGCGGAUGCCACGUCAAAGUUUUCCAACCAAGGAGAGGCGCUGUAGGUUUGCAGGUUGUAGAUUGUAGGUAAGGUUAGGUCAGGUUAGGUUUGUUUUGGUUCGGUUAGAAAGAAGCAUCUCCUGGUAUAACACAUCUCCUUGGUUGGAAAACCUUCAUGUGACAAUUAACAACCAGGUGUUAUUCUCAGUGAAACUCAGAAGCUGGACUCUCCAACUCAACAACAAUGAGUGUCAGAAGUGGGGCAGCCAAUGACAAAGCCACUGAUAUUCUCUCUGGAGGCAACAAAAACAACAGCACAAAGAUCAGUCAAGAGGCUAUGACCGAGGAGGCCCUCCUGGCUAAAGGUGUGAUCACACCAGAGGACGUGCUCCGGCUGGAUAACAUUACACAGAACUACCUGUGUGCUCCUGAGGCCAAUGUUUACGAGAUUGACUUCACACGGUUCAAGAUACGCGAUCUAGACAGCGGUGCAGUGCUUUUCGAAAUCGCCAAACCUACUGUUGAAUUUGAGCCAGAGGAGGGCGGUGAGUCGGAGGAGCUGGACCACAACGCUGGCCGCUUCGUGCGCUACCAUUUCACGCCCAAAUUUCUCCAGCUGAAGGCCAUCGGCGCCACUGUGGAGUUCUCCGUCGGUGACCAGCCGGUAAAUAAUUUCCGAAUGAUCGAGCGCCAUUUCUUCCGCGGGAAGCUGCUCAAGACGUUCGACUUUGAGUUCGGAUUCUGCAUUCCGAACUCGCGAAACACUUGCGAGCACAUCUACGAGUUUCCCAGCAUCGGUCCUGACACAGUGGAGGAAAUGAUCCGACACCCGUACGAGACGCGCUCGGACAGCUUCUACUUCGUCGACAACAAGCUCAUCAUGCACAACAAGGCUGACUACGCGUACAACGGCUAGCGUGCUGUCGACGGCGCACCGACCGCUCGAAGCGACCUCUGACGCCGGGUCAGACCGGUAGGCGGGCAGAGGGUGGUCUCUGGUGGGUGGCACCGAUCGGGAUGAGGUGGGAACGGGGUCCAGCGGGGAGGGUGAGAGCCUGUCUGGGGGUGUGGGUGGGUCUACCGAACGGGUGGUGUCACAGUGUGUGUGGGUGUGACAGCUAGCCAGUUGGCGGUGGCCGUCAGAAUGAGUGGAUCGUUUCACUCGGGGACGGGUGACGCCAGAGGCCGCUAGCGCCGUCUCCGUGCGCGGGCACGGCCGACCUUGGCGCUGUCUGGUUUCCCCUGGUUUCUGAGCUCCGUCCACCGGCGUGGUAUACUGGGCUGAAGGCACCCCUCUCCCAGUGCUGGGCGGCUGCCGCUGGUCUGCUGGACAGACAGUAUCCCUUUCAAUGCUGGGUAGCUGCUCGACAGUGCUGGAGGCAGGAUCACCAACGCUUCACGCUCCCCAGCACGGACUACUGGGCCCCACUGGGCGCACUCACCAGUCCUGCACCUUCACACAUGGGUUGGUUUCCACCGCGGUCGGUAGCCUCUGUGCGGGGCAGGGUAAUAUGUGGCGUACCCGCUGUCUUGGCGCACAUUGCCUCCACCGUCUUGAAAUGAGGAUGUGCCGCAUACGAAGACAUAAGGUACCAAAGAGCAGAUUUCUAGGGCUGGCGACUGGCCACAUUGUCCUGCAAUAUGGGACACUGGUGUGGAUGCUUUUUAGAAUAUUUUGUUAUUUAUUUUUGCACAUCUUGAGCAUGAGAAGCGGUGGUGCUGGUGGUCGAUCUAUGAUAUUUUAAGACGCUUAUUUCCAGAGAGGUACCAGAGGCACGCUCUGAUGUAUUCUAUAUUGGUCAUUGUGUUGAUGUGUAUGUCAAGCUGACCGGUGUCCUGUGCAUGUUUUGUAGCGCUGUUGUGACACAAACACAGACACACACUCGCAGCUACCUUAGGCAGCCGUUCGUUUUAUCUGAUCUCUCUGAUGUGUGAUGUGGAAAAUGUUAACAGGCUAUGGUAAUAGGGCAGCAGUGAUCAGCUUUCCAUCCACACUUGUCGCGCCGCCAUACCUGUCAUACACACGCACAUACACGAAACACGCAUACACAUACACCAUUCCGUCCUGUCGGCGCUGGUCCGGCGCGGUUGUCAUGGCGACGGGUAGCACUAGGUCACGUGCUGUUGUUUGGGGAGCACCCCACGUGUCAGAUCGAGCUACACUGAAUCGGCCGAUAUUCGUGUGUUAUUGUGAAGGCGAUCUACGCCUAAAUCCAAAGCGUGCUUUGGAAUAUACUGCACCUUAUAUUCA